Molecule: messenger RNA, 993 nt
Organism: Symbiodinium necroappetens
Lineage: Eukaryota; Dinophyceae; Suessiales; Symbiodiniaceae
Source: the annotation of a GenBank genome assembly
GACUGGCACGCAGCAGCCACGGAGGCUGGCAACGCCAUACUGGCGGUGAAUCCUGAGAUUCUGAUUGCCGUGGGCGGGAUCAAUUACGGCAAGGAUCUCUCUGGUGUUUACAGGCUGCCCGUGAAGCUCGACAAGCCCAACAAGCUUGUGUACACUGCCCACAGCUACUCAUGGUCCUACCCAUGGUUGGCAGAUCGCUACCAGGCCUUACAUGGGCAGCUGGGCAAGGACUGGGGAUUCAUCGUCGAGGAACACAGGCCAUUCACUGCGCCAGUCUGGGUCAGUGAAUUUGGCACUUUCAGCGACUGCCACAAGGACUCGUGCGCCAACUGGUGGCCGGACUUCCUCCAGUACUUGCUCCAGGGCGACUUCGAUUGGGCUGUCUGGCAUGGAGAUGGCACCUGGAGCCGAGAUGAUCUACACCCUUUUCAUGGCCCGACGAACUAUGGCGUGCUGGCUGCCGACUGGCAAACUCCAGCAGCCAGCGGCGAACUCCUUGCUGCGCUCCAAACCGUUCAGGCUCCAUGGAGUGGCCCAGGUGUAAGGUCUUCCGCACAGCGGUGCAAUGCGCACUGUGCAGACUCCUGGGACUCAGGCUGGAGCAAUGGGCGAGCGAACGCUGCCGCAUGCGCCCCGUGUCUUCGGAACAGGCCUUGCCGAGGCAACCUGUCGGUUGAGGAUUGGUGCAACAACGGGUGGGCGAAGGUGAGCUGUAGCUGGACGUGCUGUCGCGCAGGGCUGCUGGAGCCACAGACGUGCGAAGAGUCUCGCUGUCAAAGUCGCUACUCAGAUAAAUAUGAUCCGUCGUGGCCAUCUGGUCUUGUGAACACCAGCGCCUGUCUGAUCUGCUUGCAGGAGGAGCAGUGCCGCGGAUUCAGAAGCCGAUCCAGCUGGUGCAGCAGCCCCUGGGCGGCGACGCACUGUCAGUUGACAUGCUGCACGGCUGGCUUCGUUUCUCCUUCCAAGAAGUCGGCCUCUCUCUUCCUGCAGUAG